Suillus plorans is the source of this 990-nucleotide messenger RNA. RefSeq lists its product as uncharacterized. The record is from RefSeq and is a predicted model, not a curated record. The transcript has 5 exons. Bases 1 to 990 code for a protein of 329 amino acids. NCBI's taxonomy places the organism in Eukaryota, Fungi, Basidiomycota, Agaricomycetes, Boletales, Suillaceae.
AUGGCUCAACCUGAGGCCCAUGAAAUCCCUACAAGGCACACACCUGUGCACUGGAGAAAUGAAGAAAUCACCGCGCUUGUUAAUCAUAUGUACAAUAACUGUGCAAGUGGUGAUACCUCCAGCAACUUCAAGCCGCAGACCGUCAAGAUGGUGAAGAGCAAGUGGGCAUCACUUAAGUCUAUUCAUCACGCUAUCGAUAAAUCCCCCAACCAGACCAGUAUACACUGGGACAGUGCCAAUGGAGCUGGGAUCCAUGGCCCUGCAGCGUCCGCUGUGUGGGAUUUGUAUGUUGUGCUCAGUGAAAUAAUUCCCUUGGGUGGCACUAGAGGGUGCCAUGCUUUCCAACCAGCUGUUAUGGGUCCUCCACCAGUAGCAGACGCUGAUGAGGAUGAGCCUGGCCUUGCUCAGGCUCCAGCCCUCUCUUCUGCCAGUCCUUCCUCCACUAGUGGUCCUUCCACCACUGCCAAUCAUUCAUCUGUCACCGGCCCUUCAUUCACCACCAGUCCUCACUCUAACACUGGUGCCAAGCGCCCUUACGAGGCCGGUCUCCACCACCUUGGUGUCCGCCCCCCCUCAAAGAAAGCACAUUCGCAUGUCUCUCAGAAGAUGACCAAUGCGGCCAAGAUGAGCAGUGCAACACAGGCCACCAAGAUCACACCUGCUGCUGCCGUGAUGGGAAUGCAGGGCACUGUAAACCAUCUGACAGAUGUCUUUGAAAGAUUCAUUGUUAGUACCAUGAAUAGUGGUACCCUUCCGCCUCCGCCUCCACCUGGGCCUGAGCCUGAGGGCAGCAUGGACUUGGUGGCACGCACAGCACACCUACUGCAAACUGAGGAUGCCGGCAUGCCUCCUGAGCAGUGCACUGUCUUGAUAAUGGUCCUUGGUGAGAAGAACAACGAGAGCUUCCUGAAAUUCUAUGUGUCCCUCAUGGACAAAGAAACCAGGUGUCCGUUUAUUCAGAAGCUCAUCACAGAUGCAAUGGCGGGCUGA